This is a messenger RNA of Cynocephalus volans (Philippine flying lemur), 714 nucleotides long. It is a transcript of the gene SF3B5, whose product is annotated as splicing factor 3b subunit 5. NCBI's taxonomy places the organism in Eukaryota, Metazoa, Chordata, Mammalia, Dermoptera, Cynocephalidae. The transcript has a single exon. Gene Ontology annotation, cellular component: U2 snRNP; precatalytic spliceosome. The record is from RefSeq and is a predicted model, not a curated record. Gene Ontology annotation, biological process: mRNA splicing, via spliceosome. Bases 104 to 364 code for a protein of 86 amino acids.
CUCCUGCGACUCGCCGGCCCGGCAGUUGUGUGCGGCGGCCUCUCUCCGGCCUGAAACCCGAGGGCGGCGGCGUUUGAUCUGAGAGCGAAGGGAACGCGGCGAAAUGACGGACCGCUACACCAUCCACAGCCAGCUGGAGCACCUGCAGUCCAAGUACAUCGGCACGGGCCACGCCGACACCACCAAGUGGGAGUGGCUGGUGAACCAGCACCGCGACUCGUACUGCUCCUACAUGGGCCACUUCGACCUUCUCAACUACUUCGCCAUUGCGGAGAAUGAGAGCAAAGCGCGAGUCCGCUUCAACUUGAUGGAGAAGAUGCUGCAGCCUUGCGGACCGCCAGCCGACAAGCCCGAGGAGAACUGAGACCCCGCUUCGUCACCGCGGGGCGGGAGCACCUCUCCCUGUGUUUCUCUCGUUUGCCGCCAUGCCCCGCAUAUUCCAGCCCCCAAAGAACAGAUUCUCAGUGGCUUUUCCCACUUUCCGUGAGCAGAAGUCCUUGCCCUGGGGUGUUCUGCCUGAUCGGCCUUCAUGUGGACCCUUCGGAACACAGCAUUGGGCCACCACCAGGACCCCCGAGAACUGUGCGGGUGGAGAGGGCCUAGAGCCAGCAAGCGUUAUGAAAGACAGCACUGGAGUGAGACGGGAUCUGAAGCCUGGUUUUUGGCUAGUUGGUUGUCGUUGUUGCUUUUUCCAUAAAGUUUAGAAAUUGUUAA